AUGGCCUUCUCGGGAGCUUUGACGCUCACCGACCUCAACGACUAUCUCGGCCCCUCACAAGCAUGCAUCAAGCCCGUAGAGGGUAAGGAUGCACCUACACCCGAGCCACUCGAUGACGAGACAUCACGCCUCAAUUCAGCUCAGACUCAAAUAGCGGUUGAGUCAUCAGGCGUCUAUGAGACCAGCGUCAACGCCACCAGCGCCAACGGCGAACCUUCCUCCUCGAGCUCAGCUCCACGCGCCCGCACCAAGCUCGAGGCGGCUGAAAUCUCUCUCAACGACUGUUUAGCAUGCAGCGGCUGUGUCACCUCUGCUGAGAGUGUGUUGAUCGGCAUGCAGAGCCUCGAAGAGGUUCGCAAGGUGGUCGAGGAGAAUGCUACCGUGGAGCAAGCCGCGCAGAAGAAGAUCGUGGUGGCCAGCAUCGCGCCACAAUGCCUCGCAUCCCUCUCUGCAAAGUACUCCCUCAACGCGGCUUCGAGCUCAGACAAGACUUCUUUCAUCCCUCUGCGCUCGAUCCUCGCCCGCGUUCGCUUCUUCCUCAAGGACCGCUUCGGAUUCGAGGCUGUCCUCGACACGACGUUUGCGCGACAUGUGGCGUUGAGGGAGCAUCGCCGCGAGUUCCUUCAGCGCAAGGCUGCGGGCAAAGAGAAAGAUGGACAGCUCCCUAUGCUGGCAAGCGCGUGUCCUGGCUGGAUUUGCUACGCAGAGAAGACGCAUGGCGAGCUCCUGCCGUUCAUCAGCAGGACGAAGAGCCCGCAGCAGGUUGCAGGGACGAUGCUCAAAAAGGAUGCACUGAAUGGGCGACGACGCACGACAUCUUCAGCGGCAUCCGCGUCGGUGUACCAUGUCGCGGUCAUGCCAUGCUACGACAAAAAGCUCGAAGCCAGUCGGGCGGACUUUUUCGAUGAGGUCCUUGGCUCAAGGGAUGUGGAUUGCGUGAUUACGACGGGGGAGCUGGAUAGACUCAUGAUGGAGGAGGGAUUCGAUAUCGCACAGCCCGUGCCCAAUGAGGGGCGCGAUGCUGCUGCCCAAGAGCAGGACGAUCUAGGCAUCCCCACCCUCCUCGAUCACCCGGGCAGCUCCUCAGGCGGUUACCUCUUCGACCUACUCGAGGGAGCAUGGCGCGAUCACGCUGCCGAGCACGCCCGCUCCUCUGCAUCUUCGCCACCGCAACUCAGCACUCGCAUCGUUCGCACAUCAGACUUCACGGAGUACACGCUCCGCUCCCCUUGGACGAACGAGAUCCUCUUCCGCGGCGCUCAUUGCUAUGGGUUCCGCAAUCUGCAGAACUUGGUCAGGAAGGUGCAGAAGCAGACUGGCGUCAGGAGUAGGAAGGGCGCCGCUGCGGGCAGUGUGAAUGGCGAGCGGGUGGGGGCCGCAAGUAGGGGUAGGGGGGUGUCGAAGAGGGGUGGCGGGAUGAUGAGGAGAGGCAGAGGGGGUGCAGCAGGUGUUGCAGCGACUGCUAAUGGAGGUGCUUCGCCGGAGGAAGAAGAAGAGGCACGAGGUUACGACUACGUAGAGGUCAUGGCCUGCCCGAGCGGAUGUGUCAAUGGUGGUGGCCAGAUUCGUCCGCCAACUGGCGAAGAGUCGAGCAGCAGCAGCGGCGGGAACAACGGCAUCUCCAUGGCCAUCUCCUCCGGCUUAGUCGAGUCGACCGAAGCGCAAGUGGAUGCGGCACCAGUUCCUCCUCCUCCGCAGACGAACGGCAAAGGAAAGGGGCCACUUGCCAAGCUCGACCUCGAUCCUGAGGGCUACUCCUCUGGAUGGAGUACCCCGCGCACGGACGUGUCAUCGACCGGAGGCAUGGAUGUGGACACGCAAGAGAAGGAGGAAGCGGCGCUGAAGCAGGGGUGGAAGGGGACGAGUAAGGAGUGGGUAAGGAGGGUGGAGGAGGCGUACUGGAGUGCCGGUACAGGUGAAGGGGAGAUCCAGAGGACAGGGCCUACAACUAGUGGUGAGGCGUUGCAGGCGACCCUUACACGUCGACGAGAGGCGAAAGCGCUGGCAUUGGGCGAAGCUGUUGACAGUUUGGCAGACGAGGUGGUGAGGGACAUGAUGGCCGCUGAGAGUGGCAAUGAGGAUGAGGAGGAGCGACGCUGCCGCCUGCUUCGCACAGAUUAUCGUGCCGUGCAGGACGAAGCUGUUAGCGGUCUGGCCGUGCAGUGGUAG
Molecule: messenger RNA, 2169 nt
Organism: Jaminaea rosea
Lineage: Eukaryota; Fungi; Basidiomycota; Exobasidiomycetes; Microstromatales
Product: iron hydrogenase
Exons: 2
Coding region: 1-2169 (722 amino acids)
Biological process (GO): iron-sulfur cluster assembly
Cellular component (GO): cytosolic [4Fe-4S] assembly targeting complex
Molecular function (GO): 4 iron, 4 sulfur cluster binding
Source: RefSeq, a predicted model, not a curated record